AUGGCGUCUGCUAGGGGAGGAAAGAGGACCCAGCAGGGAAGGAGAUCCCGGAAGGAAAGGAGAAUCCAGCAUGGAAGGAGACAGAAGAGCAACAGCAGGAGAUCUCCGGCCAAGCAGAGGAAGCGUCGGGGCCAGGCGAAGCGUCAGCCCGUGGAGAAGCAGAGGAAAAGGGCUUCGAAGCGCUCCCUCCACUCCAUCAAUGCCAAGACGCUCAACAAGAUCAAGCGAGACAGCCGGUUCCUCUCCCACCAGGCCAAGGGGCUCAUGAUCAGCUUCGUGGAGGACAUCUACAAGCAGGUGUCGAGUGAGGCCGAGCGGCUGCGGAGGGAGAGCCGGGAUCCCCUCAUCAGCCCCGCACACAUCCGUGCCGCCCUGCAGCGCGUGGUGCCGAAGAGGAGGUGGAGGCAUGUCUCCACCAUGGUCUGCAGAAACAGGCACUAA
Charadrius vociferus (killdeer) is the source of this 441-nucleotide messenger RNA. RefSeq names its product histone H2B-like. Gene Ontology annotation, molecular function: protein heterodimerization activity. The record is from RefSeq and is a predicted model, not a curated record. Lineage: Eukaryota; Metazoa; Chordata; Aves; Charadriiformes; Charadriidae. The coding region runs from base 1 to 441 and encodes 146 amino acids. The transcript has a single exon.